Molecule: messenger RNA, 3422 nt
Organism: Propithecus coquereli (Coquerel's sifaka)
Lineage: Eukaryota; Metazoa; Chordata; Mammalia; Primates; Indriidae
Gene: ZNF319
Product: zinc finger protein 319
Exons: 1
Coding region: 57-1805 (582 amino acids)
Source: RefSeq, a predicted model, not a curated record
CCUUAAGCGGGAAACUGAAGCCAUUACUCUCCAAACCCUGUUUCAUCUUCCCAAGCAUGUCGGAAAGCUGGCAGCAGCCGCCACAGACACAGCCGCAGCAGCCGCAGCCACCGCAGCCGCAGCACCAUGCAGAGCCACCGCCGGCCCUAGCUGAGCACACGCUGCCCCCGGGCACGGCUGAGAACCCCCUGGGCUGUGCCGUCUAUGGCAUCCUCCUGCAGCCCGACCCGGGCCUGCAGCCCCCACAACAUGCGCCCCUGCAGGCAGCAGGCGAGCCAGGCCCCAAAUGCGGUGUGUGUGGUCAUGACCUGGCACACCUGUCCAGCCCACAUGAGCACCAGUGCCUGGCAGGCCACGACCGCUCCUUCCAGUGCACGCAGUGUCUCAAGAUCUUCCACCAGGCGACUGACCUGCUGGAACACCAGUGCGUGCAGGCUGAGCAGAAGCCUUUCGUCUGUGGUGUCUGCAAGAUGGGCUUCUCGCUGCUCACCUCCCUGGCCCAGCACCACAGUGCGCACACCGGCCUGGUGAAAUGCUCCAUCUGUGAGAAGACCUACAAACCAGCAGAGGCAGCCGAGCCGGCCACCGCUGCCGCCCCAUCGCUUCCCCCAGCACCGCAGCCGGCUGCUGUGGCCCCUGCUGAACAGGCCGACAAGCCCUACAGCUGCCCCAUCUGCCAGAAGCCCUUCAAGCACCUGUCGGAGCUCUCCCGGCACGAGCGGAUCCACACGGGCGAGAAGCCGUACAAGUGCACGCUGUGCGACAAGAGCUUCAGCCAGUCCUCCCACCUGGUGCACCACAAGCGCACGCACAGCUCCGAGCGGCCCUACAAGUGUGCGGUCUGCGAGAAGACCUUCAAGCACCGCUCUCACCUGGUGCGCCACAUGUACGCGCACUCGGGCGAGCACCACCUGUUCCGCUGCAAUGUGUGCGAGCUGCAUUUCAAGGAGUCGUCGGAGCUGCUGCAACACCCGUGCACGCCGAGCGGGGAGCGGCCCUUCCGCUGCGGCGAGUGCCAGAAGGCCUUCAAGCGGCCGUCGGACCUGCGGCAGCACGAGCGCACCCACAGCGCCGAGCGGCCCUUCAAGUGCGACCUGUGCCCCAUGGGCUUCAAGCAGCAGUACGCGCUCAUGCGGCACCGGCGCACGCACAAGACCGAGGAGCCCUUCAAGUGCGGCCUGUGCGAGAAGGGCUUCGGGCAGCCCAGCCACCUGCUCUACCACCAGCACGUGCACACCCUCGAGACUCUCUUCAAGUGCCCCGUGUGCCAGAAGGGCUUCGACCAGUCGGCCGAGCUGCUGCGGCACAAGUGCCUGCCGGGCGCGGCCGAGCGGCCCUUCAAGUGCCCCGUGUGCAACAAGGCCUACAAGCGGGCGUCGGCCCUGCAGAAGCACCAGCUGGCCCACUGCGCGGCGGCCGAGAAGCCCCUGCGCUGCACGAUGUGCGAGCGCCGCUUCUUCUCCUCGUCGGAGUUCGUGCAGCACCGCUGCGACCCAGCCCGCGAGAAGCCGCUCAAGUGCCCGGACUGCGAGAAGCGCUUCAAGUACGCGUCAGACCUGCAGCGGCACCGGCGGGUGCACACAGGCGAGAAGCCUUACAAGUGCCCCAACUGCGACAAGGCCUUCAAGCAGCGGGAGCAUCUCAACAAGCACCAGGGCGUGCACGCCCGCGAGCAGCAGUUCAAGUGCGUGUGGUGCGGGGAGCGCUUCCUGGACGUGGCCCUGCUGCAGGAGCACAGCGCCCAGCACAGUGCGGCCGCCGCUGCCGCCGAGGGCGCCUACCAGGUAGCCGCCUGCUUACCCUGAGUCGGCGCCACGGUCCCUACCGGCCUGCCCUGAGUCCACGCCCUGGGCCCACCAGGCCCAGCCCAGCCAGCCCCCCACCCAGCUCGGUGUUCCUCGGCCCUGGGAGUGAGGUCAGAAGGGGACUAGGCAGGUGGAGGGUGUGGGCGCUCAGCAUUCCUGGCACCAGCCUGGCAGUGGGGAGCCAGAUUGCUGGGGCCGGUCCUCAUUCCAUAAAUCUCUUUCCCAUCACAGGAUCUGCUUUCUUGAGAGCCGUCAGCCUCCCUUAUUUCUGGAGGAUUGGAACCAGGCUGGAAGUCAAGUGGUCUCUCCCUGCCCCAAGGAUGGGGUGAUGCCAGCCCAACCUCCCCAAAUCUUUCAACAUAAUUAGAAACCAGAUAGGUUAGAACAGAGGAUGGUUAUGGGAGGUCUGGGAGAAGGGCCUGGACCCCAGAGGUUGGGGGGAUGUAGGGCAUCAAGUUGCUGUUUGGGGGAGAAGGCCAGCUCUGUGAUGUAGUCCUGGGGACCAGAAGGGCAGACCAUGGGCCACAGCCCUCUGUCUGGUCCAGCCAGGGGCAGUGUGACCCCGGGUUUCUGACAGGCAGGAUGGGGGUCUUUGGGCUGGGUCUGCCUGGAGCCCAGUGGGCUCAGCCAGAAGGGAAAGCAGAGAGGUUUCUGUGACACUUCAGCCAAGGGACAAUGCCAUCCGUGGGGAAAGGAGGAAAGGGAGCCUGCUUGUGCUGGGGGCUAAUCCCACGGUUUUGGAAGCACCCUCCCACCUUUGCAGUGUGAUUCCAAUGUGUGGUGGGGAAUGUGCUCUCAACCAGACAAAACUGCUGGUGUGAAAGGAGGGGACUGUUAGAUCACCCAGGGCUGGGAGGAGGCAGGGCCUAGCCCGUGAUCUUCCCAGCAGAGGCAAACGAUGUCCUCUCCCUGAAUUGUGUGAACCAAAGUGUCAGGGGUCAGCUUGCCUCAGCCCUGCCCCAGAUCCGAGGCCAGGCCUGGGUACCCAGGGUGGGGGAACAGCCUCUGACCCCAUGGUGCCUUCCUAGCCCAUGGGAAUACCACCCCUCCCCGCCAUCAUUCUGGCUGCUGGCCCAGACCCCAGGGGUCCUGUGCUGCCAAGAUGUCCUGGACAACAUCCUGCCACUUCAAAGGCCAGAGCAUUCUUUGGGUCCUCCUAGAGUCCCCCUAGGUGUCUGGCUGCCCAUAGGGCUCGUGGAGCAGAGGGUGCCCAGGGCAUUUGGGGGGGGGGGCAGAAGGAGCAAGUAGGUUAAGGAAACCAGAGGUGCCUGACAGAUGGAUGGAGUUGACUGACAUCGCUGGACAGCCAGGGUCUCCCUCGGGAAGCCGAGAAGGACCUUGAAUAGCAAAAUAAUCAUUUUGAAGCCAGCUCUGCCUCCUGCCCUCUUCCAGUGCCACCUUCCCUGGUCGUGGGUCUUGAAAGAAGACUACUCAGUGCACACCAAGGGCCCAGAGGGGCAGGGAGAUGCCACCUUGCUUCUCUCGUGCUGUGAAAAGUCUGAACAGCUGUGUUUGUUCGCCUCCUCUGUCUGACUGGGUUCCCUCCUGUGCCCGCAGAGAGGGGCUGGUCCUUCCCUCGGUGCUGGCUCUCUGUCACAAUGCCUCAAAAGACAUGGA